Molecule: messenger RNA, 2168 nt
Organism: Anopheles gambiae (African malaria mosquito)
Lineage: Eukaryota; Metazoa; Arthropoda; Insecta; Diptera; Culicidae
Exons: 3
Coding region: 502-1848 (448 amino acids)
Molecular function (GO): lipase activity
Source: RefSeq, a predicted model, not a curated record
AAGGUCCAAAUUGUUGUCUCGCGUCGUCACCUUAGAUAUACAGCAAUAAAUUAGUUAAAAAAGCAUGUUAACGUAAACGGUGUAUGCCAUGCCGGCAAGAGUCAAGAGUCAAUCGUCUCCGACCGGGAAGGAGAAACUUUGUGACCGAUUGUGACGGAGGGAGUCAAAAACAACGACGAUCACCACCACCACCACCACCAAAAAGGCCAACGACACGAAACCGGCUGCCGGUUCGGAAAGGGAAGAAAUUCAGGUGAAGGUGAAGAAUUUCCGAGAGCAUACACACCCGUUCACCAAAAGCCCCGUACGGCGCGUACCGGUUGACUGGUUCGCUAUCUAGGUCUUCGGUGGUCGGUGAGGUUUUUAUUUUUCGGUGUUGGAAAAUGCACCACACCGUGUAAAAGAGUUGGAGAGACGCGAUAUCACUCGCAGAUAUACCCGCCAAAAAAGUCACCACGCAGUGGUCCGUGCUUGCCGUCUCUGUGUGUGCGUGUGUGAGCCAUGGGCGUCUUCCGUCUGUGGGCUCCGCACCGUUCAUCGAUUGGUAUGUGCAUACAUUCCGUAUCGGUAACGCCGGGAGGGAAGAUGUCGUUUGGCUGCCGUCGCUUCGUGGUGGUGCCGGUGGUGGUCGCGUUCGUACUGUUCGUCGGGCUGGCAGCGUUGGCCGAACCGUACCGGGAUGGGAAGUUCGGUGCCCGGUUGGUAGGCCGUAUCCGGGAGCGAAGGCUCGAGCGGGCCCAACUCCGGGCACAGCGGUUGCAGACGAUCGCGUCCAAUGAAGCGUUCGCCGCUGACUACGCGAUGGAUUUUCGGGACGAGAUGGUGGCCGACACCACAACUACUGCUGGCGAUGGGGAGGAGGACUACAGCAUGAACGUCACUACGACUGUUGGGGUAGCUGAAGAGGAGGAAGUGCGUAGACCGCCGCCACUGCCACCGGCACUGCUUGCCGCCCUGAAGCCCUCCCCACGCCGUACGAUGUUCGAGGGAAAGAUCACCUUUCGGUUUUACCAUGGGGGCAAUCUCACCAAACAGACAACGCUGAUCGAGGAGGAUCGGCUGCUGAACGGUACCGGCUGCGCGGCGGACGAACGCUUCGCCCUGAUCGUGCACGGGUGGCGCGAGAACUGUUACGAGGUGCCGUGGGUGUUGGCACUGCGCGACAACCUGCACCAGCAUCGGGGUGGCUGCGUGGCCUGCAUGGACUAUUCUGCCUUUUCGAGCGGUGGGUACGGUGGGCUGGUCGGUGCGUUCCGAGACAUCCGCGACGUGCUGAUGCACUUCCUGCAGCAGCUCCGGUACGAGGGCGUCCAGUUCGGGCGCACGUUCGUGUUUGGGUUCAGCUUUGGAGCGCAGCUGGCGCUGGACGUGGGCAGCCGGAUCGGUGGCCAGGAGCUGGAAGCGAUCGAUACGUGCGAUAUGGCUGGCCCGGGCUUUGAUAGUGAUCGGGCGUUUAAGCUGAUGGAUUUCCGGAAUGCCGCUAAGAACGUACAGUGUGUGCAUACGAGCAUUGAUAAGGGUACGAAGUUCCCGAACAAAUGUCACCAGAACUGGCGCAUGGGACAGUGUGGGUUGAGGCAGGCGGCGGCAGGACCACCACCGCUUGGAUCGCACGGGCUUUGUCCGGUGUUUUACAACCUGGCGUUUAAGUACCAGUUCCUGGCACAGCCGAAACCGCUCGAGUGCGUUUCGUUCGGGGAGGUCGCCACCUACCCGCGCAACUACCGGAUGGGAUACAUGGAGACGAGAAAGAGUGAGGUCCGAGGGGAACUCUUUGCGCCGACCUCCGACGUGUUCCCGUACACGGUGUACACUAAUCCGUACAACAUCUUUGACUAUGGUUUCUAGAAAUAGGGAAGGUGGAUAGACUCUCCAAAAAGAGAGUCGCAAGUGUCGCAAAAACAACCAACCCAGUGGUGCCAAUUUUAGGACCUCCCAGUGCCAACUACCCCAGUUUGUAAUGGCUUACACCCGACGAAGGUGUAGGAGUUGACAGAUCCCAUCGGGGGCAGCAAACAACCCACGGACGAGCGGAGGAGUCGACUUCAGGUUUCGUCAUUGCUUAUGUUUAAUGUUCGGUUUUUUUUAACUUUAAGUGUCGAUUGAAAUACGAUAUACACUGAGCGAAAGGGAAAUAAAUAUUUUACUCUUUACAAAUACAAACCAAA